This is a messenger RNA of Prorocentrum cordatum, 1554 nucleotides long. The record is from the annotation of a GenBank genome assembly. NCBI's taxonomy places the organism in Eukaryota, Dinophyceae, Prorocentrales, Prorocentraceae.
AUGAACCCGAAGCCGCCGGUCCAGUACCCCCGCUGCGACCCGACGCUGGCCGCGACCCGCCGUCACUUCUCGGAUCUGAUGGAACGCUACGGCCAGCCCGUGUGCGUCGUCAACCUGAUGAAGGCGCAGAAGGCGGACUCGUGCGAGGCGAGGCUCGGGAAGCACUUCGAGGCUGCCCUGGAGCGCAUGAACCGGGAGCUUCCGUCCAGCUCCAGGAUCUUGUACAGGUCUUUUGACAUGAAGCACCACUCCAAGAACAGCAACCUUGACCAGAUGCACGGGCGCCUUGCCGACUCCGUCGUACAGCGCGUGGGUUUCUUCCACACCUGCAGCGGGCUUUGGGGGCCACCAGAGAGGAUCCAGAGUGGAAUCGUGCGCACAAACUGCGUGGAUUGCCUGGACCGCACGAACGUCUUCCAGUUCUUCGUCGGGCUCGAGGCUCUCAAGCAGCAGCUCGCCGCGCUGAACCUCCUCCCUGAGCCCUGCCUGGACAGCAGCUCGCACGCUUCUGGCGUGGUCAUAGUCCUGAGAGAGCUGUACGACUUGAUGGGGGAUCACCUGGCACUGCAGUACGCUGGCUCCGUGGCGCACAAGAAGUACCAGCUGCUCGGGAGCCGCCCGCGCAUGAUGCAUCAGGGGAAGGAAUGGCUCAUAUCCCUCAACCGCCACUACAGCAACGUGAAGACAGAUGCCGAGAGGCAGUCUUCAAUCAACCUGUUGCUCGGCCUCUACCAGCCCCGGGUGUACCCCCACCUCUCGUCGCAGCACGACUGCGACUCGUGGCUGCACCACCAGGUGCUCCGCGACAACUUCAGCCCUGGGUCGUGGUGGGAGGCGGCGCUGCGGGUCCAUGAGCAGGAUGUGUCCGGCCUCAUGCUCCAAGCGGUCCCGGCCUCGCUGUCCCAGGGCGAGUCUCUCUUUCGCCGGGUCCACGGAGUCUGGAAGCUGACGCAGUUCGAGAAGCUGCUCUCGCGCCUGGAGGACUGGGGCACCAACGUGCAGAUCAACGGGUCCCGGCAGCUCUCCACGCUGCGCCCCUACCGGGCGAUCCUGGAGCGCGGGGGGCCGCGGCCCAGGCGCUGUGCGCUGGCGCCCAGCGGGGCUGCGGAGGCGCUGGUGGCACCAGUGGAGCCGUCGGACGAGGAGGUGUACUCCUCCUACGCCAGCGACUGCCAGUGGAUCUGGUCCAAGGGUCUGGCCCGUGCGGGCGCAGGCCUGCGCCUGCCAGAGGCCGACUUCCGGCUGGCGCGGCGCGAGGAGGCUGCGGCCUCCCAGUGGCGCAGCGACGAGUGUUGCGGCGGUCCCCUCGGCCACCUCCUCGAGAGCCUCCUGCGGCGCUACACGGAGCCCAAAGCCAGGAGGUCCUCCAGGAUGGAGAAGGCAAGCAAGCUGGAGCGCGAGGAGCUGCGCCACAUCGUGGCGACGUACAGGGUGUUGUUCCAAGACCGUCGUCUCACGCCUCCACCGCGGGCGUCCUGGUCGACGACGCGGAGGAGGGCAGGCGGCCCGACGCGACCCUGGAGUCCUUCCUGUGCCUGGACGAGCGGCCCCGGA